Molecule: messenger RNA, 1001 nt
Organism: Nannospalax galili (Upper Galilee mountains blind mole rat)
Lineage: Eukaryota; Metazoa; Chordata; Mammalia; Rodentia; Spalacidae
Gene: Pomc
Product: proopiomelanocortin
Exons: 3
Coding region: 103-846 (247 amino acids)
Cellular component (GO): extracellular region
Molecular function (GO): hormone activity
Source: RefSeq, a predicted model, not a curated record
GAGGAGAAAGAGGGGAAGAAAAGUGACUGAGAGAGGCCACCGAAUAUCCUCGUCCGCAGAGGGCUGCCUCUCCUCACCGAGCCUCAGCCUGCCACCUGGAAGAUGCAGAGAGUCUCAUACAGUCGCUCAGGGAUUCUGCUUCUGGCCUUGCUGCUGCAGGCCUCCAUGGAAGUGCGGGGCUGGUGCCUGGAGAGCAGCCAGUGUCAGGACCUCACCACCGAAAGCAACCUCCUGGAGUGCAUCCGGGCCUGCAAACCUGACCUCUCCGCUGAGACCCCGGUGUUCCCGGGGAACGGCGAGGAGCAGCGACUGACCGAGAAUCCCCGGAAGUACGUCAUGGGCCACUUCCGCUGGAACCGCUUCGGCCAGCGAAACAGCAGUGGAGCAGGCGGCUCGGCGAAGCGCGAGGAGGAGGUGGCGGCGGGCGAGGGCCUGGAUGCCGUGGGCGUGCAGGGCCCACGCGAGGGCAAGCGCUCCUACUCCAUGGAGCACUUCCGCUGGGGCAAGCCGGUGGGCAAGAAGCGGCGCCCAGUGAAGGUGUACCCCAACGGCGCCGAGGACGAGUCGGCCGAGGCCUUCCCCCUGGAGUUCAAGAGGGAGCUGGCGAGAGAGCAGCCCGAGGCUUCACCCGGCCCCGAAGGCCAGCAGUACAGCCUGGAGCACGGCCUGGAGCCCGAUGCUGAGAAGAAGGACGACGGGCCCUAUCGGAUGGAGCACUUCCGCUGGAGCAGCCCGCCCAAGGACAAGCGCUACGGGGGCUUCAUGACUUCCGAGAAGAGCCAGACGCCCCUGGUGACGCUCUUCAAGAACGCCAUCAUCAAGAAUGCCCACAAGAAGGGCCAGUGAGGGUGCAGCGGGGCCCAGGGGCUUCUCUUCCCCUGGGAAGUUCGCCCUAAGGCCUCUUGGCCUCGCCUGCCUGCCUUCCACCUCUCUACCUGGCGUGCCACUCGCUGGGAGCAGCUGUAGCCGCCAACCUCCAGCCUUUUAGUUAGGAAAUAAAA